AUGUUAUUUUUCUUUCUUUUUUUUUAUUGUUCAGACAGAUUAUACAUUUCUUUUUCUUUUCUUUCUUUCUUUAAUUUUUCUUCUGGAUUUCUUUCCUUUUUUCUUGUCUUUCCCUUUCUUUAUUUUCUCUUUUUCUAUUAUUCAGAUGAAAAAAAAAAAAUACAUUUCUCACAAUUAUCUGUUGGUUCUGUUUUUUUUCUAUCUUUUCUUUCUAAGACAAGGUUUCUUAUUAUUAUACUUCUUUAUCUUUUUCUAACCAGUUUUUAUCUUUUUUUUCUUUAUCCUAACAUUUAUGAUGUUUUUUCUCUAUCUUUCUUUCUAUUUUUUAUUUUUUUUUACCUUAGUUUCUUAUCUUUAUUAUUUCACAUUUCUUUUUUCCUUAUCUUUUUUUCUUGUCUUUUUUUUGUCUUUAUUAUUAUUUCAGAUGGAGUUUCCUUCUUUUUCUUUUCUAUCUGA
This is a messenger RNA of Acanthosepion pharaonis, 456 nucleotides long. NCBI's taxonomy places the organism in Eukaryota, Metazoa, Mollusca, Cephalopoda, Sepiida, Sepiidae. The record is from the annotation of a GenBank genome assembly.